This is a messenger RNA of Penicillium malachiteum, 1236 nucleotides long. RefSeq lists its product as uncharacterized. The record is from RefSeq and is a predicted model, not a curated record. Gene Ontology annotation, molecular function: isocitrate dehydrogenase (NADP+) activity; NAD binding; magnesium ion binding. Lineage: Eukaryota; Fungi; Ascomycota; Eurotiomycetes; Eurotiales; Aspergillaceae. Gene Ontology annotation, biological process: isocitrate metabolic process. Gene Ontology annotation, cellular component: mitochondrion. Bases 1 to 1236 code for a protein of 411 amino acids. The transcript is spliced from 2 exons.
AUGAUCAUUGCCAAAAAGAUCAAGGUACUCAACCCAGUCGUCGAACUAGAUGGCGAUGAAAUGACCCGGGUUAUCUGGCAAGAUAUCAAAGAUCGAUUCAUCUUCCCAUAUCUGGAUAUCGACCUGAAAUACUACGAUCUAGGUCUUUUAUACCGAGAUCAAACAAAUAACACAGUAGUUCUGGAAUCUGCUGAAGCGAUCAAGAAAUACUCCGUUGGAGUCAAAUGUGCCACUAUAACCGCAACUCCGGCACGAGUGAAAGAGUUCGGUCUGAAAGAGCUAUGGCCAUCCCCUAAUAUCACUGUGCGAAGCGUUAUUGGCGGUACUAUCUUCCGUGAACCAGUCAUCAUCCCUCGAGUUCCGCGAUAUGUUCAAGGCUGGCAAAAGCCUAUUGUCAUCGGACGCCAUGCUUUUGGUGAUCAUUCUCGGGCAAAGGAGCGGGUUAUUGAGGGUGCAGGGAAAUUAGAAAUGGUAUUCACACCGAAGGGUGGACAGCCUGAGACUAUUGAAGUCUAUGAUUAUCCUGAAGAUGGGGGUGUGGGUCUGACGAUGUAUAACACGACGCGAUCAAUCACUGAGUUUGCCCAUUCUUGUUUCAAAUAUGCGCUCUCGAAGAAGAUGCCACUUUAUUUGAGUACCAAGAAUACCGUCCUCAAGCACUAUGAUGGUCAUUUCAAGAAGAUCUUCGAUGAUCUAUAUCAGUCGGAAUAUGCCGCUCAAUAUGAAGCUGUGGGCAUUUCAUAUGAGCAUCGACUUAUCGAUGAUAUGGUGGCCUAUAUGAUCAAGAGUGAAGGCGGUAUGGUUCUCGCUUUCAAAAAUUAUGAUGGUGACAUCCAAUCCGAUAUCGUCGCCCAGGGCUUCGGCUCCCUGGGUCUCAUGACCUCGAUCUUGGUUUCCCCAGAUGGCCGAACAUUCUUCACAGAGGCGGCUCACGGUACAGUGACUCGUCAUUAUCGAGAGCAUCUCGAAGGUAAAGAAACGUCCACGAAUCCCAUUGCGUCCAUAUUUGCAUGGACAAGAGGUUUGAUGAAACGGGGAGAGCAGGACGGGACACCAGAGCUUGUUUCUUUUGCAGAGAAGUUGGAGAAAGCUUGUAUUGAUACCAUUGAGGUUGACGGGAUUAUGACGAAGGAUUUGGCAGAUGCUUGUAAGGGAAAUGAGACUUGGGUUGUGACGCGUGUCUAUAUGGAGGCAGUAGAUAAGAGGCUUCGAAGUCUCUUGGGCGAUGGAAAUUGA